GCAGCGGCGUUGCAAGAAAGGUCAUUGAAUUUUUGUGAUCUUAUGUACCGCCUCACAACAUUGAAGAAGUAGCAGCGACGGAGUCUUUGAACUAAAGAAAAAAUACUGCUACAUGCAAAGAAAACUCAGCGAUCUGUCGUCAUUGGCGCCAUUUAAAAGCGCGAACUACGACGCCGAUGGCCAAUCGCCUAUCGAGAGACCCAGGAGCUGUCUUACCAUGUGGCAGAGUGGGCCUCGCUCUUGCUCGUGUGGUGCGACGUCAACUUCUCGAGGUGGGCGAAACCAAUUUCUCGAGAUCCGCCGUCUCGUUAGAUGGUUCACAAAUGCGGCCCUUCUCACAACCCCCUUCGCGAGUAGACAAUGAAUCUCAGGACUUGGCCGCUGACCAAAGCGAAAGCUCUGAUCUCCAAACGAAUCGAAAUUUCCCUCAACCGAAUCGUGCAACAUAUCUUGUCGGUCGGACCACUCUCGAUGGCGAUGCUAGCAGCAUGAUUGGUUCUACCGAUCUCUGGAGCGCAGCGUAUCGCGAAGCUGUCGAAAGCCAUGGGCACGACAUUGACAUGGCUGUUCUUGUGGGCAACAGCACUGCAAACUUAUUUGCAGAACAACUUGAGCGGCUGGACAAAGACAGUGAUUGUGCACAUAUACAAGAACUCGGCUAGGCCCUACCAGCAUCAACAUCAAUAGCACACAACCGCUCUCCAGUAUGACAGUCAAAUCCUGGAGUCCUCGCUGAGUUUUUCCAGGAUCUUCGUGCAUUGCGCUCAGCCGAUACGUUAACACCAAGAUGUGACAUUCACGCUUCUUGGACAAGUCAGAAGAUGGUCUCAAAUCAGUAAUCGAUC
Macroventuria anomochaeta is the source of this 845-nucleotide messenger RNA. RefSeq lists its product as uncharacterized. NCBI's taxonomy places the organism in Eukaryota, Fungi, Ascomycota, Dothideomycetes, Pleosporales, Didymellaceae. The transcript has a single exon. The record is from RefSeq and is a predicted model, not a curated record. The coding region runs from base 177 to 662 and encodes 161 amino acids.